GAGCCACAUGGAGAUGAUGAAGAGAUUCAAGAUAUGGACGUAUAGAGAAGGAGACCAUCCUUUGGUCCAUGACGGGCCGGUGAACAACCUAUAUGCCAUUGAAGGACAGUUUAUCGACGAGAUGGAGGACAAGCGGAACCCGUUCAGGGCUCGCCAUCCUGACGAGGCGCAUGCCUUCUUCCUCCCUUUCAGCGUGACCAAUGUCGUCAACUACGUGUACGAACCGAUCCUCUCCAUCCACGACUACAGGCGGGAUAGAUUACAGAGGGUCGUGCGUGAUUAUGUUCGCGUUGUUGCGGAUAGACACGAGUAUUGGAACAGAAGUGAGGGCUCAGAUCAUUUUAUGUUUUCUUGUCAUGAUUGGGGUCCUGACGUUUCAUCAGCGGACCCUGAGCUCUUCGAGAACUUCAUCAGAGUCCUCUGCAACGCCAACACCUCCGAAGGAUUCCGACCCAAGAGAGACGUCUCCAUGGCUGACAUCUUUUUAAGCUACGGUGAGCUCGGCCCGCCUCGCUUAGGUCUUGACCCUCGCAACCGCACAAUCCUCGCCUUUUUUGCCGGUGGAGCCCACGGUUUCAUCCGAGAGCUCUUGCUCGAGCACUGGAAGGACAAGGACGCCGACGUCCAAGUGCACGAGUAUCUCCCCAAGGGACAGAACUACACUCAGCUGAUGGGGAGGAGCAGGUACUGCCUGUGCCCGAGCGGUUUCGAAGUUGCGAGCUCAAGGAUUGUGGAGGCGAUCUACGCGGAGUGCGUCCCGGUGAUCAUUAAGGACAAUUACUGGCUGCCGUUCAGUGACGUGCUCGAUUGGAGCAAGUUCUCGGUUCGAAUACCGGUGGACAAAAUAAAGGACAUCAAGACGAUUCUGCAGGCGAUCCCAUUCGAGAAGUACAUGAAGUUGCAGAAGCGGGUGGUGAAGGUCCGGCGGCACUUCGAGGUGCAUAGGCCGGCAAAACCGUUCGACGUGAUUCACAUGGCGCUCCACUCCGUGUGGCUCAGGAGGCUGAACGUAAAGCUGGAGCAAAGAGAUUAUUGA
Messenger RNA from Syzygium oleosum, 1036 nucleotides. Its product is annotated as probable glycosyltransferase At3g42180. The transcript has 2 exons. Gene Ontology annotation, molecular function: glycosyltransferase activity. NCBI's taxonomy places the organism in Eukaryota, Viridiplantae, Streptophyta, Magnoliopsida, Myrtales, Myrtaceae. Bases 8 to 1036 code for a protein of 342 amino acids. The record is from RefSeq and is a predicted model, not a curated record.